Messenger RNA from Dioscorea cayenensis subsp. rotundata (Guinea yam), 789 nucleotides. RefSeq lists its product as uncharacterized. The record is from RefSeq and is a predicted model, not a curated record. Gene Ontology annotation, molecular function: protein binding. Lineage: Eukaryota; Viridiplantae; Streptophyta; Magnoliopsida; Dioscoreales; Dioscoreaceae. Bases 119 to 655 code for a protein of 178 amino acids. The transcript has 2 exons.
UUCAUUUAAUCCUUCCUUCUCUCCAAUCUAUAUCACUUUAUAUAUCUAUAUAUAUAGGAAGUUGUAAGAAAGAAAGAAAAAGAGUGUUGCUAAUACCUUUGAGAGAGUAAAAAGGGUGAUGGAUCAUCCAGAGCUCUCACUAGGACCCUCCUUAUCAACCUUUGCUCUUAGUGCCAAUAGCUCCUCUACUGAUUCAGAAUCCACUACAAAGAAGAAGAGGAAGUACACUUGGGAUGAGCCUAUGAGAUUUACAAACAUUGAGCUCAACCUUAAUGAUCCUUUGCCUCUUGACUGGGAACAGUGCCUCGAUCUUCAUUCAGGACGGAUGUAUUACCUGAAUAGGAAAACGUUGAAGAGGAGUUUGACUAGGCCAAAGGAACAGAAGCUGGAUUUGGAGUUAAAUAUCUCAAACUUCUCGGGUUCUAUGGAAAGGACUGGCUCCGCAAGUUCAGAUGAUCUCAGGAAACAGAGUAGCUCAAGUGGAAACAUGGUGGCUGUGGCUUGUGCUAAUUGUCAUCUUCUUGUCAUGCUCUGCAGGUCAUCACCGUUAUGUCCAAACUGCAAGUACAUGCAUCCUCUGCUGCCUAAGCAACAAACUCCAUCUCGAGGGAUAGAGGCAGUGAAACCUUUGGAAACCUUAAGCCUGUUGCAUUAGUUUCCAAGAAUGAAAAAUAAGUGUUCUUGCUAGUGACUUGAUUGAUGUUUGGUGGAGUUUUGUUCAUAGUAUGAAAAUCAUAUAUGAUCAACAAGCUAGUGAUAAGUGUAUGGAUAUUUUGCUUCCUAUGCUAA